This is a messenger RNA of Synchiropus splendidus (mandarinfish), 4109 nucleotides long. Its product is annotated as thialysine N-epsilon-acetyltransferase-like. The transcript has 6 exons. Bases 47 to 556 code for a protein of 169 amino acids. NCBI's taxonomy places the organism in Eukaryota, Metazoa, Chordata, Actinopteri, Syngnathiformes, Callionymidae. The record is from RefSeq and is a predicted model, not a curated record. Gene Ontology annotation, molecular function: N-acetyltransferase activity.
GUUCCACAUUGGGCAGGCGGACCAGAUCAGGCAGCGACACCCCACAAUGGAGUUUUCGAUCCGUGCCGCAAACGUGGAGGACUGCAAGGAGAUAUCUCGAAUGAUCAUGGAAUUGGCCGAAUACGAGAAAGUGGUGGACAAAGUGAAAGUCACGCAGAGAGAUUUGGAGCAGGACGGCUUCUCCAAGAAUCCAUUCUUCCAUGGAAUCAUCGCUGAAGUUCCUGAGCAGCUCAAGUCGAAGGAAGGUCACACAAAGAUCGGCUACGCUCUCUACUUCUUCUCCUACAGCUCCUGGAAAGGCAGGGCUGUGUUCAUGGAGGAUUUGUAUGUGAUGCCGGACUUCAGAGGGAAGGGGAUUGGUAAAGCGCUGAUGAGCAAAGUAGCUCAGCUGGGCAUGGCAGCCGGCUGCAAUCAGCUCAACUUCACCGUCCUGGACUGGAACAAAUCAUCGGUGGACUUCUACCUCAGCCAGGGCUGCACGGACGUGACCUCUGAGCUGGGCUACCACUACAUGUCCUGCAAUGGGGAGGCUCUGGAGCACCUGGCACAGCCCUGACUUGGAGGGCCGCGAGUGCCAGGCGCAUGGUCCCAGGUGCUGCGGGGACCCGGCGGCUGUUGGUGUUGACAAUCAAGCUCAGUUUGUGAAGCCCCGCCCACUUUCUUUAAAAUGCCUGUGGGGGUAGAAAAGCCUCUCACAUGAAUUAUGGGCUUCAAACUGUUAUUCACUAUGCAUUGGCAACUGAACCCCCGACACAAACAUCAUUUUUAAUCAUCAAAAUAAUGUGCUGUGCAUUACCAUCACCUUGGUGCAGUAUAGGCUUCAGUUUUAGAGUUGCAAGUGAACCAGAGGGGCGAAAAUAUCAGUAUCUGCCAAUGAAGGCAGCACUGGAGACUCUCAUAUCUGGAUGAUGUCACUGUCUCCAAAAUCACUUCAUUAGCCAUGUUGGAAGAAAACCAAGCUUCUGCUCAAUGCUUGAUGAGCAACAUCCAGCUCCUGACCUGAACAAAAGCAAAAGGAACUCCAUAGGGGUCCAGUUAGUCAGACAGUUACUUCAUUUCCUGCUCAUCACAGGCAUGUUGCCAUAUAUAUAUUUCACAAGAAUCAUGCUAGGGUGGCGGGGCUCAGUUUGCAGGUUCACACUCAAGCGUUGUAAUUGCACUACUUUUUGAUGUUAAAUGUGAACCUCAUGUGUAAAGGUCUGUCACAUGCUGCUAGUCACCAAGAUAGUUGAUGUACAUUGUUAAGGUGCUAAAUGGUAGUGAGGUAUAUUUGUGUCCCGUGGUGUGUUUCUUACCACAGUAGAGGAGUUUGUUCAGGAUCUUUCAAUGUUUGCAAGUCUUGACUGCACACUGUAUAUGAAGACAAACCACUAACACACGGAUCGCUUUAUUCAAGUUAGGGGCCUUUGACAACGCGGGUUCUGUCUCGGGUGGCCUGAGUCCGAUUCGCCCCCUGCUGUGCAGCCUCGCACCUCUGCGCCCCUGGCGUUGUCCUUUUAUUCUCCUCGGGGCUCUGUGCAAAAUAGCUGGUUUGUGACCCACGACGUCUCAAGGAAGUCAUCAUCAGCCGGGUGACACCAGACUGGGCAUAUUUAUGACCAUCAGCUUGACCGCCUUUUUUCUCUGUCACUUCUUAACAAAACAAGUCAUCCUCACCUCAUAUAUUAACGGAAGACGGACCUCUGCCACGGCUGUAGCAAUGUGGCCUCCAGUUUCACAGCCAAAACUAAACAUGAAAGAGUGUUGUCAUGUUUAUUUUACCAGGAAAUAGCAGAAACAAGCUACGUUAUACGGACUGUCCUGAUUUUUCCACGCUGCUCUCACAACAUGGUGAACACAGUGAGAGAAAUUACAGACAAUUUUAAUCAGCGAAGUUCAGAUCCAGACAUCAAAAAUUAUCAAUGAAUAGUAAAAAUCACUGUCUUUCUUCCUCGCUGUUCUCCUCAUGCAGUCAGCUGCGCAGCUGUGAGAUAAAAGCAGUUGCAACAGCGCAGCAACAGUUGAUUCCCAACAUUAUUCAACAUUAAGUGAAUCUGUCUGUCAAUAAAAUCAGAUGUUUAUCGGACUAAUAAAGGUGAUGGGUCGAUGAGGUAUGGCCUAAGUUUCAGAGGCCACUAGACGGUGCUCUUGGUCGACAAAGGAAGCAAAGUUUCAUUGAGUCAAACAUUGUACAGCAGACCAUUCCAUCUAGUGGCCUCUGAAGGUUAGCACACUGGUUCGUGGAACCUUUUCUACCCAUCACUGCCAUUCAGUGUUGAUGUGGUGCUGACGCUUCUGAGGAGGUGCUAGUUAUGUUUAAAUAAUUGUUCAAAGCUGAAGUUUACAGAGGAGUGCGAUCUGAAAAUCUGGACGCGGCUUCAUGAAGCUUCAGUAACACAUCACUGUGUGAAGCUGCAUUUACAUGCUGUAAAAGAAAUGAUCUGCACAAUUCCAUGUUAUGGUUAUGAUGUACUAUAUAGAUAUAUAAACUAAUAAAAUUUCAACAAUAUAUUCAAAAUAUUCAACAAUCAGUCCAAGGCCUAUAGACCUAAUGAAAUAAAUGUGUGUGUGUUGGUAUGUAUUGCCACACUCGUGACUACCUCUUGACAAACCACCUUCUUGUGAGGACAUUUUGCUAUAUGAGGACAUUUUGGCCUGUCUUCACAAGGUUUAGAGGGUUAGCACGUUGGUCAAAGUAGUCUAUUAUAACUGGGAACAAGUUGGAUUCAGAGUCAUGGUUAACAUUAACCAUUUGUUUUAGAUAGUUUGGUUUUGGGUGAGAUGCUGGGGAAAGGGUUAAGUCAAUGAGAAGUCCUCACAAAAAUUGCAAAACAAACAUGCGCUUGUGUGUCUGUGUGGUCGUAUAACAAACCAUUCCUGACCAACCACCAGAUGUCACCAGCAAGACCCUAAUGAACAUAGUUUACAGCUUCCAACAUUUUGAGUGAAAACUGAGUGGAGAAGGUUUAAUGUUGGCUUCAAGCAAAUUGAAAGUCAAAAUGUUUCUCCUUCUGGUAAACCUAUGACUUUCCCUCAUUCAUACUUGGGAUACAUGUUUCCAUCUCUCCUUAAAGAGACAGCAAAGCGCACGGAAGAAUCAGAGCUGGACCACAGAGCAAGUUUUAAGUUACAUCACAUGUCUAUUGUUGGCUUUCCGCUGCGGACCAGACCACCCGUGCAGCCACUGCUGAGCCCACAACCCCUCUGCUGGUCAACACUGGUCAACUUUUGAUAAGUUGCUCUUCAGACCAGGGAACCCAAGAUUUGAUGUAUCAGCCACUCGAUGUCGAUUACUACCUGGCCUUACCUCGAAUGGUACAGUCAAGUCACUAUAUAUAUCACAAUAUUCCGCUGUUAAAAAUGUAUGACAAUAACCAAAGAGUGAUCCUGCUCUUCCUGCAGUGUCGCACAAAGUUGGCACCCUCACUGUUUUCAUUUCAACUCUGAAGGUUUUCAUGAGUAAAUAGUUUGCUGGAAGAAUCUAACAACAAACCUCAGCCGCCAAACAGCAGCUCUCAGGUCUGGAACUAAAGAGGGAAGUCUGGAGUCGGAGAAGAACGCUCCACGUGCUGGAAUUUAAAGAAGAAAAAUCUUGGAUGGGGCUCAGGUCGUGUCUUUGAACCUGCUCGAAUGUGAGUGGCCUUACUCAGCUCUGCACUCCUGUUUUAUAUCCCCUCAAUUCUCUGAAAAAAAAGACGACCUAUUGAAUUCUCUCCAGCAAUUUAAUGAAAACCGUCUGAGUUGUGGGUUAUAUUUAGUUUGUUUUGCUUCACUAUAAACAAGAAAGAACAACUAACUGAUUUGCAGUUUCUGUUUAUUCCUCUCCUACAUUUUUAUGGUUUCUUAUUUACAUUUUUUUUUUUACAUUUUUUUGACCUGUGCAUGUGAUGUGUGUGAAAUGUCCAACGUUCACAUGCAUGGUUAGAUUGAAAUGUCAACACGACGUCCAAGUUAUUGGUUAGAGGUAUUUAUAUCUGUCUUUGUCUGCAACGUUCCAGCACUGCUCCAGACCCCAAGCUAUAAAUUACACAAUGCACCGCCGUCAUCUCAACACGGAUCUGAGAUUUCCGAGACGCAGACAUGUUUGCAAUAAAACUGAAGCGUUUGACAAACGAUUGUUUCAUGUCUGU